GCCUCUCUCAAACAGCGUCGUCGAUCGAAGAACACAAAAAUCCCAACUUGCACAGAAUCGAAACCCUAGCUCUCUCUCGAAGGAAAUGUCUGGGCGCGGGAAGGGUGGCAAGGGGCUCGGCAAGGGCGGAGCCAAGCGGCACAGGAAGGUCCUCCGCGACAACAUCCAGGGGAUCACCAAGCCUGCCAUCCGCCGUCUCGCCCGCCGUGGAGGCGUCAAGCGAAUCAGCGGCCUCAUCUACGAGGAGACCCGCGGGGUCCUGAAGAUCUUCCUCGAGAACGUCAUCCGCGACGCCGUCACCUACACCGAGCACGCCCGCCGGAAGACCGUGACUGCCAUGGACGUCGUCUACGCCCUCAAGCGACAGGGCAGGACCCUGUACGGCUUCGGCGGCUGAACUAUUUGUUCUCCGAUUUUGGUUUUGGGUUGGAUUGGGCGCCACUGUAAAUUUUAGGGCUUCGUUCUAUGAUCUUGUGAUCUCUUCAGAAGUUCAAUAUCGUGUUGUUUUGCUUUCCGCUCUCUAAAAUUGGAUUUGAAGUUCAAUGGACGGAAGCGCUUUUUGAACUGAAUGUCGUUUAAUCAGUGGUUAUUUUGA
This is a messenger RNA of Punica granatum (pomegranate), 595 nucleotides long. The record is from RefSeq and is a predicted model, not a curated record. Lineage: Eukaryota; Viridiplantae; Streptophyta; Magnoliopsida; Myrtales; Lythraceae.